Megalopta genalis is the source of this 5858-nucleotide messenger RNA. The record is from RefSeq and is a predicted model, not a curated record. NCBI's taxonomy places the organism in Eukaryota, Metazoa, Arthropoda, Insecta, Hymenoptera, Halictidae.
UGUUACGCCGAGUCGAUAAUAAUCGCGGUGUGCGAUUCCGCGACGGUCUACCGUUCAUAUGUAAACGGUUACGAUUCGAACGGUGCCCCUCGUGUAUAACCCAGUGAACAACGGAUAUAUAGCGCGUUUAUCGGCGCACUGAUCAAACCGCCGGCGAGCUUUCACCGGAGAUACUCUUUCUCUCUCUCUCUCUCUCUGUCUCACUCACUCUCACUCACUCUCUCUCUCUCUCUCUCUCUCUUUAUCUGUCUCUCCCAUACACACACAUAUAAACACACAUAGUCUCUGUCUCUCUGUCUCUUUUGCCGCCCCCAGCCUCCCACCCUCUAUCCCUGCCCCUCUUCCACGCGCGCACCGGCUUACGGUGUGUCGCGGAAUCACGGAACGGAAUAAAAAAAAUUACGCGCGUGAUCUUUGUGCAUUCGUGAAAAGUAUCAGUGUCCGUAAUAGAGAGGCGCGAGUGAUACAAUACUAGAGAGUCGUUGUGGGCCAAGAAUAAUCGUCGUCGCCGUCGUCGCCGUCGUCGCCGUCGUCGUCGUUGUUGCCGUCGUUAUCCGUUGUUGUUCGUGCGUAGCUGGCCGGUUGAUCUGACUGUUCCGUGUCGAGCACGCGCGAAUCCGCCGCCGGCCGCGUGAUAAUAACACAGCGACGAUAGGAAACGCGGCGCGUGAACAGAGAGUCGCCGUCGAGGAGAACACGCACGAUCUACCUCCGACGGGACGAGAGCGAGUUCCGGCGAAGAGGAGGAGAGCGAUCGUUGUUCCGUGUUGUUCCCGCGUGCACCGGCCGACGACAGCAAGCCGAAAGGAGAAACAGAGGGAGAGAGCGAGCGAGCCCGCGGAGAAGGAGAGGACAAACUCGUCGCGAGAAAAUAAAGAAGGACAAAAGGACACACGCCGUGAACGACGUUAAAAGUACACGGCCCGGAGAAAGACGGACAAGAGAGGGACGACGGAAGUUAUUAAGAUUACGAGAUAGAAGAAGAAGAAGGAGGAGGCACGGAGGACAGACGAGAGCGGGAGAAGCGUGACACCGUUCCAACUCGAACUCCAGCCCUGAGAUUUUCGAUUCGUGUGGACGCGCCAUAUUCGCGGCACACACACACACCUGCAUCACUUUCCUACGGAUCCGAACGCCGCGUCAAGUGCCGCUCGGCCAAUUAAGCGAAACUCUCAACGCUAAGCCGAUUUGCCCGAACAUCUUCGAACAUGUCGCUGCUCAGCGUCACGGUGAAGAAGGCGCGGUUCGUCUGCGAGGAAGCGGCGCAGUUCAACUCCUACGUAACACUGAAGCUGCAGAACGUCAAGUCAACGACAGUCACUGUGAAAGGGGCCAAUCCAUGCUGGGAGCAAGACUUUCUUUUCGAAACGAACGACAUGAACACGGGCCUUCUGGUCGAGGUUUGGUGCAAGGGUCUCCUAUGGGAUCGUUUCUUGGGCUACUACUACGUCCCGCUAUCGGAAGUGUCCUACAUGAACGAGGUAACGUCUAAGCAGUCCUACAAUGCAUCCAGCACGGUAUCUCCAGGUCAACAAGAACAACAACAGCAACAACAACAGCAACACAUAACCCCCGACAGCAUGCGCGACACGAACAGCAAUACACAGCCACCAGAUAUCACCAACACGGAGGGCUCCGGACAAUGGGUCAGUCUCGAUCUAGAGCUCGAGAUGAGAGGCGCCGAAAUCAUCGGCACAAAAAAGCCAACCGGGCACUCGCUUCUAAUAGACUGCCGUUUGGAGCUUCCCUUCGGAAAGUGCGAACAACGAACGAGAUGGAAAGCCCUGCUAACGAGUCAAACGGCAAUGCAGUUGCGAGCAGCCCGGCCCAUGUGUGGCUCAGACCCCGAGAACACGGAAGCGGCGGAUCUGCAGAGGAAGCUGGAAAUGCUGAACAACAUGAUGGACCAGGGAGCACGAGCCGAACAGGCACGACGACAGAUAUUGUACAAUAUAGGCCACUCCGGUUACUCGGAGGAUUCGGACUAUACGUCGGACCUGAAUUAUCCAGUAGGCGGACAAGGUGCAAACAGCUCGGCUUCCCAGUUCCGUACCGCUGCCAACCAAUUGGCCACCCCUCAAAGAUCCCUCGAGACCUCGAGAGAAAAUAGCUACGAGAGGGACGAUCAUCAGAUUCCAGCCACGGUUGGGGGACGACUGGCACGGAGUGGAUACGGAAGUUAUGGUGGAUCGGGCCACAGUCCUCGUUAUGACGAACCGUAUCCCGAAGAGGGUCCACCGCAAAGGUAUUCUCAGUCUCAGCACGCUUCAGAAUCUUCCGAGCCACUCUUCUACAAUAGUAGACCAAGACACUAUAAGGAAUACAGACGACGGAAGCACACGUGGGAUUACGAGGACAGCCAAGACGGCUGGUACAGCGAGGGCUACGAGUAUCACGGCAGCACCAGAGUCGACGAGACAAGGAUCUACAGCGACACCGAGUACUAUCCGAGCACCACGACUUCCAUACGAAGAGGUCCUCACAGACGGCCGUCUCUGGAAAGACAGAUGACUUUAUACGAUGAUCAUUCUUACUACGCAGACGGGUACAGUAGCGACGGCAGGGUGGGCAAGAUGAGCGCCACGUAUCCAGAAUGCGAAACGGACAUCAGAUACAAUAAGUACUACGAUAGCAUCACGGGCUACACUUAUCAAGAUGAAAGGUAUGGUCAAGACGACGAAGAUAGACAGUGGGACAGCGGAGGGAAGUGGUAUUUAGGAACUAGUACCUAUUACGAGAAUAAACGGAAUAGAAAAACGCUUCCACAGAGGCCUGCAUCUAGCAUCGGUAUUCAUCGACCCGAUUAUAGACCAACAGUCACCAGACAGCGGAGUUACGAAUCGGACGAACUCAAUUACAGCAGUAGUCACAGUAGUCGUCGUCGGAAGCCGCUUCAGCCGCAGCAACGGCCGCCGUCUCGUCAGGAAGGUACGGGCAAGAAGCUGCCGCCGACGCCGACGAAGCCGAGCAACGUGAUUAUCAGUCGUAAACUUGUCUCCCUACCUGCUACGCCGAGCAGGCAACUGCCAAAGACUAGAACGCCCUCCGAGGAGAGCUACUACAAGUCUGACUACAACGAGGACUAUAAUUACGCUUAUCGCAGCCAAGACAACUUACCUCAGGAAACCUACAUUGACAGCGUGUACACCGAGCAGAGCGGUUACAGUCAGGUACACCCGUCUGCGAAGACCCAGUACGCGGAGGAGAGCCAAUUCGGGUCCAGUUACGCGCCUCAAGUGGACGACCAGUAUAGUCGUUCGUAUCAGGAGCCGCCUACCCAAGACACGUACGAUCAGACGUACGCGGAGAACUCGUACACGGACGAGUACCAAACGCCUUACGUUCAGCCAAACACUCAGGUUUACUCGGAUACGUAUCAGGACAUGACAUAUCCGAACGCCAGCCAGCCGAACGAUCAGUAUACUAGCCAGUUGAACGAUCAAUACGCGAAGCCCGGGGUCCACGACAAUUACCCGACGAUGGGAUACGAGCAGAACAACGUCCAGUAUCAGGACACGAAGAAGACGUACGCGUACAAAGAGGAACCGUAUCAGGAACCGUACGAGGAGUACAGCGCGUCCGCGCCGUCGAGCGUGUACGAUCAGAACAACGUGACCAACGCGUACAACCAGUACCCGGCCGAGAAUUACGACUCGCAGUACAACAUCAACACGUCGACGGGCUAUCAGAACACCUAUCCGGAAACGUACAAUCGGCAGGACACGUACAACCAACAGGAGUCGUACAAGGACACGUACAAUCAGCAAGAGUCUUACAAGGACACCUACAAUCAGCAGGAGCCCUACAAGGAUGGUUACAAUCAGCAGGAGCCGUACAAGGACGCUUAUAAUCAGCAGGAGAGUUACAAGGACACGUAUAAUCAGCAGGAGAGUUACAAGGACACGUACAAUCAGCAGGAGGCGUACAAAGAUACUUACAGCCAGCAGGAAGCAGUGUACAAGGACGCGUACAACCAACAGGAAGCGUACAAGGACGCUUACAACCAGCAGGAAGCGUACAAAGACGCUUACAACCAGCAGGACGCUUACGACACGUACAACCAGCAGGACACCUACAAGGAGGCUUACAGCAAACAGGACGCUUACGGCCAGCAAGACGUGUACAAGGAUGCUUACAACCAACAGGAGGCGUACAAGGAUACCUACAACCAGCAAGACGCCUACAAGGACACUUACAAUCAACAGGAUGCUUACAAAGACACGUACAAUCAACAAGAUACCUACAAAGAUACUUACAACCAACAGGACGCCUACAGCCAACAGGACACUUACAACCAACAGGACGGCUACAGUCAAGAAGACGCGUACAAGCAGGUGCCGGUCACGACUCAAAGCAGUUACGACGACAGUUACGGCAAAGACAAGGACUACGUCGAUUACCAGACGCCGUACAGCGAAGCGGAUACCGUCAGCACGACGUACAAGAACGAGUAUCAGGAACCCUAUCAGGACUAUCAGCAACCUUACGAGGAGCCUUACCAAGAUUCCUACCAAGGUUCCUUCGAGGACUCCUACAAAGAGAGUCCAGCCGCCAGCACGGAGAGAAGACUGAGCGAGGUGCCGGAGUUGUCGGUGACCACGCCGAGGGGUCAGACCAGGACCAACGGCUACCAUUCCGGCGAUUCGGACUACUAUUACACUUCCCAGGAGAGCCAGGACGCGUCGUCGGUCGCUCCGACCAGAAGGAAGAAGCUCGCGAAGCAGGAACCGAGCCCGCUGCUCCAGCAGCACUCUCUGGAGUCCAGGGAAGACGGGCUGAACGAGCCCAUAGAAACUGCCAUCGGUAGCGUCCAACCCAAGCUAGGAAUCGUCGAGUAUCCUGCGGUCAGCGACUCGGUUCCUGCCGCUCCCGUUCUGUCGGACACCCCGGCGACCACCGUGGUGCAGUCCGUGACGUCCAUGGUGAACCACGUGGCGGCGAAUCACGCCACCAGGGUGACCGUGCAGGCGAUGGUGCACACGACCACCACGGCUAACGGCAAGCGACUGGUCAGAACGGACUCGUACCAGGAAGAGGUGAUCGAGGACGAGGAGUACCCGGAGAUCGUACCGAAAGAGCCGCAGAGGAAAGACUCGCAGCUGUCGCAUCACAGCCAGCUCAGCCAGCAUUCGCAGAUCAGCCAACACUCGCAGAAACCGAAACUCACCAGAGGAGACUCGUACGCUUCCGAUCACUUCCCCGACGAGGCGUACGGCAGGAGGGACUCCUACGGCCAGCAGGCCAGGAAGGACUCGUUCUCCUCGGCCACCCAGGAAGGAUUCAAACCGCCGCUUACCAGGACAGACUCGUACCAGAAGAGAGGCAGCUAUGCCCAGAGCUUCACCACACCUCAGCCCAUCUCCAGGGCUGAGAGCUACCAGCGUGGAUAUUUCAAAGACCAGGAGUCCAUCGAGGAACCGGAAGUUCCUAUAGGCACCGCGGUUAGCGACGAAUUUAAGAUGAGAGAGGAUUCUAUGGAGAGAUACGAACGAGAGGAUGAAACGAUACUUCGUGGGUCUCGAGAGGGUUCGUUAGUGGACACGUUCAAGACUACACCACCGAUGUCUCACACCGACAGCCCACGCGGGAGUAUAACGAAGCAGGAGUCGUUAGAAGAAAGCGUUCAGAUGGACACUCCGCCGAGGAGUCCACCGGAACCACCGCCAGACGAAGAACUUCUGGAGAUGGUCGGUGUUGCACCAGUGCCUACGCAACUGAAGGAACGACCAGAGAUGACAGCGAAGCAACGGUGGCAUUGGGCGUACAAUCAAAUUGUCAUGCAGCUGCGGUCUGGUCGUAAAAUGCGGGUGAAAACUAUUUCGAGAAAGGUCAAACGUCACAACGAUAUUCAAGAGUAA